AUGGCGAAGACCGUGGUGGUGGGUGGAGGUAUUGGCGGCUGUGCAGCAGCUCUUGCGCUACACCGGGCUGGCGCCGAUGUGAUCAUCUACGAGGCAGCGCCGGAGCUGAAAGAGCUGGGCGCCGGGAUCAACGUCCAAGCAGUGGCUGUGAGUGUUUUGACCGAUCUGGGCAUUCCGCUGGAGAAGUUCCACGCCCCCUCAGAAGGGGAUGCCAUCUUCACCAGCGCAGUGGAAUACUUCACGGCCGAAGGCUUCUUCAUCUCUUCGGAGAAGGUGGGGCUGGCAGCAGGUGCUUCACAGCCGCAGUUGUCGGCGCACCGCGCCAAGUUCCAUAGCACGUUGUUGGCGGAGUGCCUUCGCGUCCUGGGUCAGGAGAAAGUGAUCCUGAACAGCCGCUUCACACAGCUUGAGAGCUUUGAGGAUCACGUGAUCCUCCACUUCGAAAAGACAACCACCAAAGACCCGAUGCCUCCCGUGCGCUGUGACUUCGCCGUGGGCGCCGAUGGCUUAAAGAGCCGUGUGCGCAGAGCCCUGCUGGGCGAUGGCGCGCCCAGGUACACCGGACGCAUGAUUUAUCGCGGCCUGUGCGAGGUGGAAGCCAUUCACGCCGAUGGUUGUACGGUCUCUCUAUGUGGCCAUGAGAACGGCAACUUCAUUUGCUAUCCGAUUAGCGAAGGGAUGCGCGAAAAGGGCCAGUUCCUUUGCAACUGGGGCCUUUGUGUUUUAAGGACGCACCCCGGUGGAGAAGAGAAGUGGACCUCGGAGGCAACACUGGAGGAGAUUCGAGAGGAGCUUGAGGAGUUUGGUGGAAACCGCUUUGCAGGACUCACACCUCUCCAGCUGGCCGAGAGGACCGAGAAGAUCAUCGGAUGGAGCUUGUUUGACCGGGAUCCCUUGGAGUCCUUUGACUUCGGCUCUGUGACCUUGCUGGGCGACGCCGCCCAUCCCUUGCUGCCCUAUGGCAGCCAAGGGGCCACCCAGGCCAUCAUGGAUGCAGAGGCACUUGGUGUGAGCUACCAGAAUGCCAUGGCCAAAGGCACAGGCAUCCGCGGCUGUGUGAAGGAGUACUCUGAUCUACGGUGCGAAGUCACCGGGAAGGUGGUCAUUGCCAACCGUGACAUGGGAUCCACUGCCGUGCUACGUGUGGCUGCCGUGGAGACCCAGGGCAUGGCUGUUGAUGAGAAGCGCACCUGGUGUGCUGAGCAUGGCAAGCGCCUCCACGACGAGGUGAUCCAGAAAUACCGCGCCUCGAUGCCAAAGAGCGUUCGAGCCGUGGCAGAGCGGUGA
Messenger RNA from Durusdinium trenchii, 1287 nucleotides. NCBI's taxonomy places the organism in Eukaryota, Dinophyceae, Suessiales, Symbiodiniaceae. The record is from the annotation of a GenBank genome assembly.